Bacillus rossius redtenbacheri is the source of this 2262-nucleotide messenger RNA. It is a transcript of the gene MrgBP, whose product is annotated as MRG/MORF4L-binding protein. The record is from RefSeq and is a predicted model, not a curated record. Lineage: Eukaryota; Metazoa; Arthropoda; Insecta; Phasmatodea; Bacillidae. The coding region runs from base 1307 to 2005 and encodes 232 amino acids. Gene Ontology annotation, cellular component: nucleus; NuA4 histone acetyltransferase complex. The transcript is spliced from 3 exons. Gene Ontology annotation, biological process: regulation of transcription by RNA polymerase II.
ACUUGCGGCAAAGGUGCACAAGCACUUGUACCAACUGUUAAUUAUUGCGAAAAGAAAGGUGAUUUAAUCGUGGUAAGGUUGAAAUUUCAUUGGGUCAUUGCGAAAGAAGUAUCAAGUUCAUUUUAGUGAUAGUUCUGUGCUUUAGUGAUAGUACAAUUUCAUACGCACGUUCAGUUAAAAAGUCGAUAGGCUUGUUUGUCAUUAUGUUGAUUUAAAUACGUUUGGAUUUAUUACUGGCAUUUUUGCUGCGAAACAUCGUUGUAAUCGCUACUUACAGCAUAUUUAAAGAGAGAACAAUCAUGCGGCCGGGAUCUAAACUAUUUCCAAAACAGUUCAAUUUCAAAACUAGAAAAUCAUCAAUAGAAUUGCAAUGUUUUGAUGAUAAAGUGAAAAACAGCAAACUAUAAUGAAAAAAAAAAAUUGUAUGGCAAAAAAAAUAUCUUACACCAUCUUUUGUGUAGCAUUUUAAAUAAAUAUUGUCACAAACUAGUUUCCAUGUUCAAAAAUUAAGCCAAUGUUUGAAAGAGCCAAAAAACAAAUUUUUUUUUUUACGAACUGAAACUGAUGAACUUAUUGAGAAUAUUCAAUAAAUCAGAAGUAUUUUGCAUGACCUAAACUUAAAGUACAUGUGUAGUUUUUUUCAAGACCUACAAUUCUGGCCACAAAGUUCAUUAAGUUAUUUUAGUGCAUCCUGCCAUUGGUUUCCCACUAAUUUUCUCCUUGUUCUCGUACAGUACCACACAUCAUUUCUCAGGAGUUUUUAUUUGAUUGGCCUGUUUUAAGCUUUGGAUUUAUACACGAAAGAAAAUAGAUGUGACUUACAAACUAGAAUAAAAUGGAAGGUUGAAUUGUAUACAGAAUACACUCAUGACUUGCAAUGAUAGCUAAUAAAAUUUAUAAUCAAUAGCAAAUUACAGAUUUUUGUUAAUAGUACCCAAUAGUACUUGCUGUAGGCCCUACCAUAUUAUGAAUUUGGAAGUGAAAUUGAUGUGGUAGGAAACUAUAAAUUAAAAAUUAAUGUUGUUAGUUUUAUUAAAGAUCAGAGACCAGCAUUUAAAUUGGAGGCUAUUGGGUGCAGUUGGUAAAUGUUAUGUAUUAUUAAUUUUUUCAAUAGUGGUACUGUGUUAUCAGACAACAAAAUCAGAAUUAAGUUUCCAAAUCUUAUAUUUAUACUUAGCACAUUGGUGGCGGAUAAAACUGGGGGUUGGCGAAACACUCUCUCGUCCUUAUCCCUGAAAAACUAGAAAAUACAACUAAAAUAUACCUGGUUUUAUUACUUAAUAAAGGAAUCAAUAAACAUUUCCACAUGGCUUGCAUCAUACAUACCUUGCAGAAGAACUUGAACAGGAAAGUGUCAUCGUCAUCUGUGUGGAAGUAUCUGGAGUCUCUGUACAACUUACCUCUGCUGGGUGAUACAGAAGAUGCACAGUUCCCAGUAGCUGAGAAAAUUUACACUUUGCCCGAGUCGUGCGGUGCAUUUUUAAAAAAAGAGAGAGCGGGCGCAAGUGCGGCGCAGGCGAACGCAGAGGGCCCAGACCUCAAAGUCAGCAAUGCCAAACCCAAAGACGCGAAAGUGAAGCCGGAAGAAAGUAAGGAAGCCCAUCGUGCGGAAAGUGGAGCGAAAGGUGCUAGGAAGAGCCUCGUCAAAGGGAACAUUAAAAAAGAACAGAUCAAGGAAGAAAAGAAGGAUGUCAAAAAAGAAUCGAAGGAAAAGAAACACAGUGUUGGCGCUGAUAAACCACCGAAGCAAGAAAGCAAAGAAAACAAAGAAGAUAGAAAGGAAAGCGUGACAAAGAAGGACCCCGAGGAGAGAGAAGCAAAGGGCAAGGAGAAGCCGUCGAAGAAAGAGGAAGGCCUGCAGCUGAAGGAGAGGCAGAGGGACGGGGACUCCCCGAAGCGUGGCGUGAAGCGGACCAGGGGGUCGGCGAGAGGGGACGACUCCAGCUCCACACACUCGUCCAGCCCCGUCACGACGCAGACCGCGCAGAAGCGCCGGCGGUUGUGAUCGCCGACGGCGUGCCGCUGCUGUACCGUGCGCGCGCACCCCUGAUCUUCGUGCUGUCGACACAACUAAACUCUUAUUCUCAAAGUGCAUGAUGUGUUUGUGUGUGUGUGAGGAAAUGUAAAUAUGCGUUGUCUCUUAUUUGUACAUUAUGCUCACAGUGAUCCAUGAAGUAAAUAGUGUAGUAAUUUUUGAUGUGAAUUUCCUUAGUACAGACUGUUGCUAAGAGAAAUAUAAGUUUUCUACGUAAACCUUUAAAA